CGCCCGUGGGGGUCCCGAGCGGCCUCGGCGCGGGGCCCGCGGAGGCGGCAGCGGCUCGCUCGGACGCGCCGCCGCACGUGACGUGCAGCCAGACAGGCGGGCAUGUCGAACACGCUCUGCGUCUCCGACGCCGUCGGCGAGUGGGCGGUCGUGGGGGCGAAGCUCGUGCAGGAGCUGUCGGAGUUCGGAGAGGCCGCCCGCCUCGACGCCGUCGGCGGCACGCUCGGGACCGUACUGGCGACGUACUUCCACGCGCGGUGCGCCCAGAGCGUGCUGCUGCACAUGGCGCCCCGCGCUGAACCUUUCCAGUCGGCGCCACAGGACUGCCGCAUCGUCUUGGCCGACCUGCCGGGCUUCCUCGCGAAGAGAGGCUGCGCGGCAAGACUCCAAGACCUCUUGGGCAGGGGGGGCCCACACCCACAGGCACGAGGCGCUGGCGGGCGUCGAGCUCUGCGGCCUUCGCUCCGCGCACGCGCCCUUGGCGGCGGCGGGUGGCUGCGCCACCCCGGCGCCCCGCAGCGCUCCUGUGCCAGCCGCGAUGCAGACGCCCCGACUGUAGCUGUCGUUACUUUGGGGCUCCUGAGGCCAGAGUAUGGGGGACGUAUCAGGCGGGAGCCUCGUCUGGGGGCCCGCGCUUCAUGUUUUUCCCCGUAUCCUAAGAUGGGGUUCUUGCUAUUGCUCGGACGCUGCCGACUCC
Molecule: messenger RNA, 697 nt
Organism: Prorocentrum cordatum
Lineage: Eukaryota; Dinophyceae; Prorocentrales; Prorocentraceae
Source: the annotation of a GenBank genome assembly